AUGGACGGAUAUUGGGAUGUUGUGGUGUCGUCCUUGCAAGACAUAUACAAUGCUAACGAGGUCAUUCCCUUCGAUGAUGACUUGCAGACUAAGCAACUAGAUUUCCCUAAUAUGUCAAAGGAUCAGCUGCAAUUGCAUCUCACAACAUUCCAAGAACAUAUGGAAAACGUCAACAGAGUGCACCGCAUCCUUGACAAUGUGCGUUCCAAUUUGUCCUUGAUGUUGAAUCAGCCGCGAGAAGAAAAGGAUGAAGAGAAAAAUACGGAAGAUGUAGAAGAAGCAGAAGGGGCAACUACGCCAUCCUCACAGGGCAAAAAGGCUGUGGGGAAGGUUGGCAGAUCGUACUGGACCAGCGAAUACAACCCGAAUGCUCCUAUCUUGGUGGGCUCAGAGGUUGCUUAUAAACCUAGAAGGGGCAAUGCAGAUGGCGAAUGGAUCCAAUGUGAAGUGUUGAAGAUAGUAGCAGAUGGAACGCGAUUUGAAGUAAGAGACCCUGAACCUGAUGAAUUGGGCAAUCCGGGCAAGGUAUAUAAAUGUAAUUGGAAAGAACUACUGUUGAUUCCACCGGGUGUUCCUACCAAGAACUAUCCGCCAGGUACGAAGGUUCUAGCGAGAUAUCCUGAGACUACUACUUUUUAUCCCGCAAUCGUCAUUGGAACCAAGAGAGAUGGCACUUGCAGGCUUCGAUUUGAUGGUGAAGAAGAGGUAGAUAAGGAAACAGAGGUAACUCGCCGUCUAGUGCUUCCUUCGCCAAUGGUAUCAGCGAACCCAGCAAAGAAAUAG
Saccharomyces mikatae IFO 1815 is the source of this 783-nucleotide messenger RNA. It is a transcript of the gene SGF29, whose product is annotated as Sgf29p. The coding region runs from base 1 to 783 and encodes 260 amino acids. The transcript has a single exon. Gene Ontology annotation, cellular component: SAGA complex. The record is from RefSeq and is a predicted model, not a curated record. Lineage: Eukaryota; Fungi; Ascomycota; Saccharomycetes; Saccharomycetales; Saccharomycetaceae.